AUGGCUCACCUAAAGCGACUGGUAAAAUUGCACAUUAAAAGACAUUACCAUAAAAAGUUCUGGAAGCUCGGUGCAGUCAUCUUUUUCUUUUUAGUAGUUUUGAUUUUAAUGCAAAGAGAAGUAAGUGUCCAAUAUUCCAAGGAGGAAUCAAAGAUGGAGAGAAACUUGAAAAACAAAAACAAAAUGUUAGACUUUAUGCUGGAAGCUGUAAACAACAUUAAAGAUGCAAUGCCAAAGAUGCAAAUAGGAGCACCUGUGAAGCCAAGCAUAGAAAUCCCCCAGAGACCCUGUUUGCAAGGCUACUAUACAGCAGCAGAGUUGAAGCCAGUUCUUGACCGCCCACCUCAGGAUUCCAAUGCGCCCGGUGCAUCUGGCAAGCCUUUCAAGGUCACCUAUCUCAGCCCGGAGGAGCAGAAGGAGAAAGAGCGAGGGGAAACAAAGCACUGUUUCAACGCCUUUGCGAGUGAUAGGAUUUCUUUACACCGUGACCUUGGACCUGACACCCGACCGCCUGAAUGUAUUGAACAAAAAUUUAAGCGCUGCCCUCCCCUGCCUACCACCAGUGUCGUAAUAGUCUUUUAUAACGAAGCGUGGUCCACGCUGCUUAGAACUGUCCACAGUGUGCUCUAUUCUUCACCUGCAAUACUGCUGAAGGAAAUCAUUUUGGUGGAUGAUGCUAGUGUAGAUGACUACCUGCAUGAAAAACUAGAGGAAUAUAUAAAACAGUUUUCUAUAGUGAAAAUAGUCAGACAAAAAGAAAGAAAAGGCCUCAUCACUGCUCGGUUGCUAGGGGCAGCAGCAGCAACUGCGGAGACGCUCACAUUUUUAGACGCUCACUGUGAGUGCUUCUAUGGUUGGUUGGAACCUCUGCUGGCCAGGAUAGCUGAGAACUACACUGCAGUGGUGAGUCCCGAUAUCGCAUCCAUAGAUCUAAACACAUUUGAGUUCAACAAGCCUUCUCCAUAUGGAAACAACCAUAACCGUGGAAACUUUGACUGGAGUCUCUCCUUUGGCUGGGAAUCGCUCCCGGAUCAUGAGAAGCAAAGAAGGAAAGAUGAAACCUACCCAAUUAAGACCCCCACCUUUGCAGGAGGCCUUUUUUCUAUAUCUAGAGAAUAUUUUGAGCAUAUUGGAAGUUACGAUGAAGAAAUGGAAAUAUGGGGAGGUGAAAAUAUAGAAAUGUCAUUCAGAGUGUGGCAAUGUGGUGGGCAGUUGGAGAUUAUGCCUUGCUCUGUUGUUGGACAUGUUUUUCGCAGCAAAAGCCCUCAUACCUUUCCAAAAGGCACGCAGGUGAUUGCUCGAAACCAAGUUCGCCUUGCAGAAGUCUGGAUGGACGAAUACAAGGAAAUAUUUUAUAGGAGAAACACAGAUGCAGCAAAAAUCGUUAAACAAAAAUCAUUUGGUGAUCUUUCAAAAAGAUUUGAAAUAAAGAAACGCCUUCAGUGUAAAAAUUUUACAUGGUACCUAAAUACUGUUUACCCAGAAGUGUAUGUACCAGACCUUAAUCCUGUUAUAUCUGGAUAUAUUAAGAGUGUUGGUCAACCUCUGUGUCUGGAUGUUGGUGAAAAUAACCAGGGAGGCAAACCAUUGAUUCUGUACACGUGCCAUGGACUCGGCGGAAACCAGUACUUUGAGUAUUCUGCUCAGCGUGAAAUCCGGCACAACAUACAGAAGGAGCUAUGCCUUCAUGCCACUCAGGGUGUUGUCCAGCUCAAGGCGUGUGUCUACAAAGGUCACAGGACAGUCGCCCCUGGAGAGCAGAUAUGGGACAUUCAGAAGGGUCAACUUUUAUAUAAUCCAUUAUUUAAAAUGUGCCUUUCAGCAACUGGAGAGCAUCCAAACUUAGUGCCAUGUGACACAUCAGAUCUACUCCAAAAAUGGAUUUUUAGCCAAAAUGAAUAA
Cricetulus griseus (Chinese hamster) is the source of this 1902-nucleotide messenger RNA. Lineage: Eukaryota; Metazoa; Chordata; Mammalia; Rodentia; Cricetidae. The record is from RefSeq and is a predicted model, not a curated record.